AUGUCGUCUUUCUUCACCGUGCCCGGGGCGCAGAAGAAGCGCAAGCAGGCUCCCACGACUGCAGACGGCCCCAAGAAACGAUUUGCAGGCACGGGCAAACCCUCUGGCAAAGCAACCAAAGCUCCGCCGAAAGCCGCACCUCAAAACAGGCGGCAAGAACGCGAUGACGAGUCAAUCUCUGGCAGCGAUUCCGAGGAUGACAAUGUUGCGGCCGACGAUGAGGAGGCUCAGGACUCUGGGUCCGACUCGGAAAGGGAGGGCGAAACCGCCGCAGAGAAGCGAUUGCGUCUCGCCGAGCGAUAUCUGGAGCGCGUACGGCAGCAAGAGGAAAUGGCCGUAGGCUUCAAUGCCGAAGACGUCGAUCGCGAUAUUAUUGCCGAACGGUUAAAGGAGGACGUUGCCGUCUUCAAGGGCAAGGUUUUCCGUCAGCUUGCCGACGAAUUGGCUACUGAUAAGGCGUCACAUUGCCUGUUUCGAGCCGAUACUCUAACAACGACCAAUAUCACCACGUGCGCUCCAUUCUGCUACACAGCUUCCAAGGAUCGGACCAUAAUCAAGUGGAGGAUACAAGAUCUUCCCAAGUAUCAAUAUCCCCAAAAGACCAAGAAAAAGCCCAAGAAGCAAGCGCCGCCAAAGAAACGACCAGAAAAAGUCGCCGUAAUCAAGCCUUCCAAAUCAAAGGACAAGGACUUUCAAGGACAUGUGGCUGGCGAGAUUCUAUGUAUUGCUGCAUCACAGGAUGGAAAAUUCUUGGUCACUGGCGGCACGGAUCGCCGUCUAUGCGUUUACGACGCCAACACCAUGAAGCCUCUCAAGGCAUGGACACACCACCGUGACGCCGUCACAGCUCUAGUCUUUCGGAGAGGGUCGAAUCAACUGUACUCGGCAUCAAAAGACAGGACGGUCAAGGUUUGGAGUCUCGACGACAUGGCAUACGUAGAGACGCUGUUUGGUCAUGCCGACCAAGUUGUGGAUCUUGAUGCCCUCGCCCUUGAACGCUGCAUCUCUGUUGGUGCUCGUGACCGAACAGCCAGACUGUGGAAGGUGGUAGAAGAGACACAACUCGUAUUCCGAGGUGGCGGCGCCAUUGACAAGAAACGAUUACCAAACAUUGAUCCUCGAUCUUUAGCUGUCGAAGGCAGCAUGGACUGUGUAUCCAUGAUUGAUGAAGAAUUAUUUGUCACUGGAUCUGAUAAUGGAAGCAUUGCGCUUUGGAGUUUGGCAAAGAAGAAGCCGCUCUAUGUCAUGCCUCAAGCGCAUGGCCUUGACCCGGCUUUGAAGCCGGAAGAAAUAUCUGCAGAGGAAGUUCCGGAUGCUCGUAUUGUACCACCCCCUCAGCCACGGUGGAUUACUGCAUUGAGGACUGUUCCCUACUCGGAUGUGAUUCUCUCUGGAUCAUGGGACGGUGUCGUCAAAGUCUGGAAGCUGAGCGACGACAAGAGGUCAAUACUACCUGUUGGCAACUUGGGCGAGCCUAGCUCGAGAGAUUCCCCAGAGUUCAAUGGUGUAUCCGAGGACUCUGACGAUCAAAAGAAGAACAAUGGCCCCCAAAUAGGCCGCGAACCCUGGGUCGUCAAGGGAGUCAUUAAUGAUUUGUCGGUAUUUGAAAGAGGUGAUCGCGGUAGAGACGGCUUGUGUGUCGUGGCAGCCCUGGGCAAAGACCACAGGUUAGGCAAGUGGAAAAAGGUGCAGGGAGGUAGAAACGGUGCUGUGGUAUAUGAAAUCCCAAAGUUGGGCAAGUCGGUUGUGACCAACGGCGAUAAGGCUACACAAUGA
Messenger RNA from Pestalotiopsis fici W106-1, 1776 nucleotides. RefSeq lists its product as uncharacterized. Gene Ontology annotation, molecular function: snoRNA binding; protein binding. The record is from RefSeq and is a predicted model, not a curated record. The transcript has 2 exons. Bases 1 to 1776 code for a protein of 591 amino acids. NCBI's taxonomy places the organism in Eukaryota, Fungi, Ascomycota, Sordariomycetes, Amphisphaeriales, Sporocadaceae. Gene Ontology annotation, cellular component: small-subunit processome.